This is a messenger RNA of Seminavis robusta, 903 nucleotides long. Lineage: Eukaryota; Bacillariophyta; Bacillariophyceae; Naviculales; Naviculaceae. The record is from the annotation of a GenBank genome assembly.
AUGUCGCUGCUUUUGAUCCUCCUUAAUAGUCUACUGCUGGUAUCACCAGCGUUUGCCGCCGAACUUGUGACGAUGUACCACAUCCAUCCCUACACUGCAUCCGCCGACCCCAGCAACAUGAACCUGGGCGAUCUGGCCGGUGAUUUGUUCUUUGAUAUUGCUGAGCUAAUAAUGCUGCUGCCUUGUAGUACCCAAGAAGACGCCAAAGGAUUGCCAGCCUUUGUCGCUUGCAACAACAAAGAAAUCUGGGGAGACACCAGUGUGAUAUCUCAACUAGUAGUGGAAGUAACAGGAGGCUACGGAUCUUAUGUUGCCUGCAACAUUUGCACGGCUGACGGGAAUUCUCCGCUCCACCCAGAUCACACUUGCCAACCAGGAGACUAUGUUUGCGAUUGUGAUGGCGGCAGGGAGUGCACCGAUCCUCGAGUGGGACGAACCAUCCCGGGAGGGCCAGGUGGGCGAUACCAUGAGACGCUUUGCCGGGAUCCAGACUAUCGUAAGCGACCUCAUCAAUUCUUUUGUGCCAUUGCUGUGGCAGUGAACCGAUUGAGGGGUUACUGGUAUACUACUCUGGGAAUUGGCAAGGACAAGACAUGGAGAGUGUUGGAGACGAUAAAGACAAUAUCCAAACAAUGCCACCAGCAGUCUUUUCUAUCUGACAUUGAAGCUCGGGGCGAUUGCUUCGAGGACGAGUGCCCCCGAGGAGACCCUUGUUACGUGGAGUGCUUUAUCCAGACUACACUGGGAUCCGAGGCACUGGAUUCUCCCAAUUCACAGGGAGGAAUGUCCAAGGAGGAACUCGUGGAAGCUUGGGCAAGACCUUUUCAAGAAUGCCCGGAUAUUCGACGUGGGUAUGCCAUGGAAUUGGCCAAUGCAAUGUCCCACAUGCUGCAGCUGUUGUAG